AUGGCGCAGUCAGGCAACAACGACGCCGCCCCGAUCAGCACCCAGCCCGCGGCGGUAAGGGAUCUCGCCCCGAGAUUUGUUUCGAGGACGCCCGAGGAGGAGGAGGCCAGGCUGAGGUACCUCGAGUUCGUGCAGCAGGCGGCGGCGCAGGCGGUCGUGCUGGCCGCCGCGGCCUACGCCUACGCCAAGCAGGGCGCAGGCCCGCUCCGCCUCGGCGUCGACCACGUCGAGGGGACCGUCAAGGCCGUCGUCGGCCCCGUCUACGACCGCUACCACGCCGUGCCGCUCGACCUCCUCAAGUUCCUCGACCGCAAGGUUGAUGAGUCUGUCCAGGAGCUUGAUCGUCGUGUCCCACCGGUCGUGAAGGAGGUGCCAACCUAUGCCCGCUCUGCAGCAGCUGAGGUGCAGAAGACAGGCAUAAUGGGCACAGCAACUGGACUGGCCAAGUCGGCCAUUGCUCGCGCUGAGCCAAAGGCCCGCGACUUGUAUACCCGCUACGAGCCUGUGGCCGAGCGCAAGGCUGCCGAAGCCUGGGCUGCCCUGAACCGCCUCCCGCUCGUCCCCUCAGUGACCCGUGCCGUCCUCCCCACAGCUGCACAGCUCUCAGCCAAGUACAACUCUGCCGUGCUUGAUGGUGCUAAGCGUGGCAACUCCGUCGCUACCUACCUCCCGCUUGUCCCAACGGAGCGCAUCGCAAGGGUUUUUGCCUACCCGGCAGCUGACCCUGCGCCUGCCACAGCUCCUGAGAUGCAGCCCAUCCCGACGCAGUAA
Messenger RNA from Triticum turgidum subsp. durum (durum wheat), 771 nucleotides. Lineage: Eukaryota; Viridiplantae; Streptophyta; Magnoliopsida; Poales; Poaceae. The record is from the annotation of a GenBank genome assembly.